Porites lobata is the source of this 480-nucleotide messenger RNA. NCBI's taxonomy places the organism in Eukaryota, Metazoa, Cnidaria, Anthozoa, Scleractinia, Poritidae. The record is from the annotation of a GenBank genome assembly.
AUGCCGUCGAGCAAUCCACUUGCAUUUUUGCGUCCUCUUUAUGACAUCGCUGUGUGGCAGUUUCUUCUUAUGUCUGGCCAGAAGAGUAAGCGCCUUAGAACCGGGCAACCUGAUCAUGUUAAGUUUACGUUUGGAAUGCACAAGGUGGUCGCCAAUUUUAUCUGCAAACUGCUCGAGUUUCAAGCAUUCAUUCACUUGAAACAAAAAAUUCUUGAGACGGAAGCCAAACAAGCUACUGGAAAUUGGUCGUUUGGGGAACAGGCAACUGACAAAAUGAUUCACUGGUGCCAGGAUCAAUGGCGACGGAAGAGGCCUUGUCUUCCAGACACAGCAACGCCUUUCGCGGAUAAUGAACCGAUGACUGUGGCAUGGAACACCAACAUUCCAGUCUGUUUUAACUGUGGAAUUCCUUGCUCAAAUUGCUUAGAGGAAUUAAACGAGGAUAUGCCGAUGGAAAUGUCCACAGCAAGGGCAUUGAUG